UAAUUCUAAAUCUUCUUAUUCUCAUCAAUUUCUCAGAAAACAACAACAAUGUCUGAAACACCUUCUUCCACCAUUGACCCUUAUGAAUUCCUCAAAAUUGAGCUCAACCCCGAUGGUGCUUCUCUUACUCGAAACUACCAAGUUCCCUCCGUUCCUCCCUGCCCCGUCGUAGAACCCCACGCGCCACCUGAAGAACAACAAGCCAUCUCCAAAGACCUCCCACUCAACCCAGCCACAAACACCUCCCUCCGCCUCUACCUCCCCCACCCUCCUCCGCCGUCAAAGAUCCCCCUCCUCAUCUACAUCCACGGCGGCGGCUUCAUCCUCUACCACCCUUCCACCAUCUUUUUCCACUACUCCUGCAACUCCCUCUCCGCCUCCCUCCCCGCCGUCGUUGCCUCCGUCGACUAUCGCCUCGCGCCGGAGCACCGUCUCCCAGCUGCAUACGAUGACGCAAUCGAUGCCAUUAAAUGGGCCCAGGCCCAAGCACAAAACCCGGCCCAAUCUGACCCAUGGCUCCGCGACUACGUGGAUUUUGAUAAAACCUUCUUAAUGGGAAGCAGCUCUGGGGGAAAUAUAGUGUACUUCGCAGGUCUACGUGCACUCGACCUUGAUCUCUCGCCGUUGAACAUUCGAGGGAUAUUAAUGAACGCUCCUUAUUUUAGUGGGACCCAGAGGUCAACCUCGGAGCUUCGCUGGGUCAACGAUCGGAUUCUUCCCCUGCCCGCAAAUGACCUUAUGUGGGCGUUGUCGCUGCCCGAGGGGGCUGACCGCGAUCACGAGUAUUGCAAUCCGACGGCUGCGGAUGCGGUUCACGGAGAAAAGAUCGGACGGCUACCUCUGUGUUUUGUGAACGGGUACGGCGGGGAUCCUUUGGUGGACAAGCAGAGGGAGUUAGUUGGGUUGUUGAAGGCACGUGGGGUGCACGUGGAUGCUCAUUUUGUGGACGAUGGGUUCCAUGCUGUGGAGUUAUUUGAUCCUGAGAAAGCAAAGGCUUUGCGUGAAAAGAUCAAAGGUUUCAUUCAUGCAGCUACUUCUAAAUCUACUUUGUGAUUUGAUUUGUUAACGUCAUGUAUGUGACACUCGCUAUGAAUAAAAAAUGUAUGGAAUUCUAGUUAAAUUACUAAAGUUUUCAUGAGUUGUUGUUUAGCAAAAAUGUAGUAACAAAAACUAAAAAUAAAGAUAUAUAUGUGAAUGGCAAUAUCAAGAUUA
Arachis stenosperma is the source of this 1212-nucleotide messenger RNA. Its product is annotated as probable carboxylesterase 8. The record is from RefSeq and is a predicted model, not a curated record. Bases 49 to 1053 code for a protein of 334 amino acids. Gene Ontology annotation, molecular function: hydrolase activity. Lineage: Eukaryota; Viridiplantae; Streptophyta; Magnoliopsida; Fabales; Fabaceae. The transcript has a single exon.